This is a messenger RNA of Salvelinus namaycush (lake trout), 1100 nucleotides long. RefSeq names its product dihydropteridine reductase-like. The transcript is spliced from 7 exons. Lineage: Eukaryota; Metazoa; Chordata; Actinopteri; Salmoniformes; Salmonidae. Gene Ontology annotation, molecular function: NADH binding; 6,7-dihydropteridine reductase activity; NADPH binding. Gene Ontology annotation, biological process: L-phenylalanine catabolic process; tetrahydrobiopterin biosynthetic process. The record is from RefSeq and is a predicted model, not a curated record. The coding region runs from base 132 to 848 and encodes 238 amino acids. Gene Ontology annotation, cellular component: cytoplasm.
GCGGUAACUAGUGACGACCAGGUGGAAUAGCAAAGUCUGAACGGAGGAGUUUACAGUCUAGUUCUAGAACCUACAACAGCCCCUUCUGUCCGCGGACAGACAUUAGUUAACGUACCAGACAAAGCUUUAGUAUGGCGGCGGGAGAGGCACGAAAAGUCAUCAUCUACGGCGGGAAAGGAGCACUAGGGGCCACUUGUGUCCAAUACUUCAAGUCUAAAAACUGGUGGGUGGCGUGUAUUGACAUCAAUGCCAAUGAGGAGGCAAGCGUCAACAUCCUAGUCAAACCAACCGACUCCUUUACUGACCAGGCAGAACAGGUGACAGCGGAUGUGUUGUCGUUGCUAGGCGACCAGAAGGUGGAUGCCAUCCUGUGUGUGGCGGGAGGAUGGGCCGGAGGCAGCGCCAAGGCUAAAGCUCUCUAUAAGAACAGUGAUCUGAUGUGGAAGCAGAGUGUGUGGACGUCUACCAUUUCCAGUCACCUAGCAACCAGACACCUGAGAGAAGGGGGGCUGCUCACACUGUCUGGAGCCCAGGCUGCCCUGACCGGAACCCCAGGUAUGUUGGGUUAUGGUAUGGCGAAGGCAGCGGUCCACCAGCUGUGUCAGUCUCUAGCGGGAACCAACAGUGGCCUCCCUCCACAAGCUGCUGCUGUCACUAUACUACCCAUUACCUUGGAUACGCCUAUGAACAGGAAGUUCAUGCCUGACGCUGAUGUCACUUCCUGGACACCACUGGAAUAUGUGGCAGAAAUGUUCUACGGCUGGUCGACAGGAGAGAACCGACCAGCCUCCGGAACUCUGCUGCAGCUGGUGACAUCACAGGGCCAGACACAGGCCACACCGAUGUAGAGGCGCACGCACGUGUAUGUGCACACUCUUCCGCAAUCAUCUGCUCACUGUCCUCAAGAACUGAAAUUACCACAACACUACUUAAUGCUGGGCGCGUUCAAGCAGAUACAUUUUGUCUAGUCGGUCACCGCCUUUCAAAGUGUGUUGCAUUAUGGGGAUAAAAAUAGUUCGACAUGUGCCUACAUAUCGAUUGCAUGAACUUUACAAAUGUAAAAAAAAAAAAAAAAUGAAUAAAAUAAUUUUGCUUCUUCA